Cladocopium goreaui is the source of this 10964-nucleotide messenger RNA. The record is from the annotation of a GenBank genome assembly. NCBI's taxonomy places the organism in Eukaryota, Dinophyceae, Suessiales, Symbiodiniaceae.
GUCAAGAUGAUCAGCCCGGUCUUCGACCUGGUGCACGGGUUGGCCGCCUUGGGCGUGGUGGCCUUGGGCGUGGUAGGGGCAUUGCCCAAGCCAAAAGGGCAGGGAGCUUGGAAGAAGUGGACGCCUGAGGCGAUGUUGAGGGCGGCCUUUGGCCAGGCUAAUGCAUCUGUCAGGCAAUCUGCCAGGGAGGUUGAUGGGGCAAGCCCAUCGCAUGUGAUCAAAGCUCGCACCUUCAUUGCCAACUGUAUCCUUGAUUGCCAAAAAAAACAUAUUGCAUCGGAGAGAAAUCGGCAGGGAGAAAAGGAAGUGCUGUAUCAAAUUUUGAACAUGAUGUUUGAUGAGACAGAGUUGGACGUUUCGCUGGACCAGGAUGGAGCAGGAAGCUGGUCAAUAUUGGCAAGCCACAGCCAACUGAGCAUCCAUGCUGAGGGCCACGACUUGGAAAUUGACAUAGCAAGGCCGCCAAGAGCUCUCCCUCGCAAAACGGCAUCUUGCAUGUGGGGUGCGUUGUGUCUGGACGAGGGCGGCCUCAGGAAAGUGUUGACUGAAAAGUUGGUGGUCAUGGGUGCAGAGCCUCCAGGCCUGCAAGCGGAGUGGGCUGUGGCCCGCAGGCAGGCAAAAACCUUCCUGCAUAUGAUGCUGCAGUGCGAAGAUGAGAAGCCGAAUGCUAAACGGUCUAGGCUAGCCACAAUCGCCAUGGCCCUGUCAAAGGAGCUUUCCAGUGCAAGGUCUUUGGACAAUGUGCGGAACGGAAACUUGGCAAAGGCAUACCUGCCUGCAGAUGCUCGGUCCAGAGCGUUUCACGGCCUGGGGCCUGGUGCCAAACUGACAGCGGCAGGCUUGAGCGAGGCCUUGUCGGAGUUGGACAAGUUCCUUGUCGUGGAUGACUACGGGUCUGUGGAAUGCGUGAAGUUCGCCAGGGAAGAAUACAACAAGAGGCAUCCCAUGACUUUGAUCUUUGAGACCGAGAAGUAUGGAAGAUUGUGGCUGGGUGGUGAGAAGGCAGUCCACAACACCUUGCUCCUGUCACAGAAUGAGGUGGGCUAUGUCUGGCCUGCUUGUGCAUCUGCAGUCCCGGAGACGCCUCAAGUGUAUGUCUUUGACGCAGUGGACGGAACAGAUGCGGCCCAGGGGGACGUUCAGCUGGACAAGAUUUUGCCGAUCAUCACUGAUAUCAUUGAGCUCCUGGUGAAUGGAAAAUCUGUUUUAAUAGCUUGCAACAACGGGGCUGACAGGUCUGCGACCUUGGUGUGCAUGGUGCUGAUGCGGCUUCUAUCCUGGUCCUCCUCCCAGGCUAGCGCCUAUCUAGCCACUAUGCGCAACAUAGUAGACCUAAAGAGCCGAGCCCCACCCUCGCGUGGAAGGGCCCAGAUGGUGCGCCCAGUUGACUUUUUGGAAAAGAUCGAGGAAGCAUUGCAUGCUGGCAGUGCCCGGGAAAAUGCCAAAGCAGCCAUUGGGUUUGUGCCUUUGAGGCGAAAAGCGCUGGAGCUCGGCUUUGAAGCCAGGUUUGCUGCAGGCCGGACAUCGCUGCUGACAAGAGUCGACCGCAAGUCAUCUUCAGAUGAAGGGGAGACAACCCAGAGUUACGACAUGGGCACUGAUGCUGAGAACAGCGAUGGUACUUUUUUGCGCUGCAGAGCCGCUGGCAGCAUGGCCGGAAGUGCUUCGUGGCUUUUUGUGGAGAGCCCGGCGUCUACGCCACGUAGUGGCAGUGCAGGCGAAGGCUCUGAGCUGCGGCGCCGCAAGCUCCGGAUGCUGAUUGAAGACUUGACGGACUUGACCCUCAAGUUGGAAAAUCAUGUUUCAAGCUCUGGCGGCUUUGAGCCUGGUUUGACGCUGAAAGACGCUUCUGGGCACCCAGCAGCUGUUGUGGUGGGAGACGAGCUGUCGUUGACAGCUGCGCCUGCAAGCGCUUCUGCUGAGGCUGGUGCGCCUCAGGCGUCGUUGGCUGGCCAGCAGGCAAAAGAGCCAAGCUUAGAAAACAAGGCAGGUGAGCCAAAUGAUGAGCCUGAUCCCAAGAAGGCGAAGGUGGAAGGGGAUGCGGCCCCAGCGCCAGGUGCCGAGGCCCCAGCUGAGGAAGCGACUCAUGGCUCGAAGGCUGCGCCUGCCGUUGAUGGCUCGAAGGAGGGUGCUGCGCCAGAUGGUAUGGAAGUCGAUUAUGAUCCUGAUGAAGAGCGACCAGCCUCCAUUGCUCAGGCUGUUCCAGCUGGUGAGAAGGCCAAAGCUCAGGAAGAGCUGGGAAAUUUGUCUGACCAGGCUUCCCAAAGCUUGUUGGACUUGCUGGAAGCCCAGAAGGUGUCCCACCAGUCCCUUCUUGCAAAGCUGGAAAAGAUUGAGGCUCAACGUGUUUCGGAUAACCAAAGGUCUCAGUUGCUUGAUGCCUUGUUGAACCGGGACCCUGGCUUCGAAGCUCAGUUGGCUGCGCUGCCAGUACCAGUGCUGACGGAAGUUUGUGACAGCCAAGGCAUGUCCUUGAUUCACCAUGCUGUCAGGACUGGCCAGGCCAACAUUGUGGAUCUUCUUUUGCAACGCUGCCCUGAGCUUGCAGAAAAAACAACGGGCAUUGAUGCCCGCUCAGCGCGCUGGACGCCUCUCAUGGUUCUCAUGGACACGCCCGUGCACUCUGUUGGAGAGGACAUUUACCAGCGCAUACUGCGACUUCUCCUUCAUGUGAUGAGUGUUCAGUCAAUCUGUGCCCAGGCCUACAACGGCCAAACGGCUGCUCACUUGGCAGCUGCCCAGGCAAACCUCAUGGCCAUCAAAAAGAUUUGCUGGACCACGUAUAAGAAAGCUGGAGAAUCCGACUCGGCGUUCCGCCUGGUGAGCAACAUGCUGAAUACCAGGUCUGGCAAGCGAGGUGCAGGGGCUGUGGACCUUGCCUUGAAUACCAACUUUCAAGUGGCGAGCUAUUUGAAGUCAUGGGGAGCAGAGGAGCAAUGCCCCAGUCCAAAGCAGUGUCUGCACUACGGCUUUGCUGCUGCUUUUGGCGGCAGAUUUGGCUGCGUGAGACAGACGCCUGUGUGUGAAAAAAGGGUGCAAGCAGGGCUGGGGCAGAAAGGACCACCAGCGCAUGUUUGCCAAGGGUGCUGCACGGACAGAGACGCCAGUGUUGAGAGGGGUAUGGAGCUUCUGACGUCCAAGCUACUCACUUGUAUCUCCGUUCCUGCUAUGAACAAGUGGACAAAAGUAGCGCCCUGUGUCAGGCAUGUUGCCGUGUUGCAAAGUUUUUGCAAUCUUGUUCCACAGGCCUGCCAGGAGCUUUGCCCGCCCCCUGAGGACGAUUCCGGUUCAGAGGAUGAGGGGGCAGCUGUGGGCGUCCCAGUUGAUGAAAGCAAAGCUUGGCGAAAACUUGCCAGGCUGAGAGUGCGGAAGGCUUGCUUUUUCCUGUCUGACCAACAAAGCAAUUGGAUGACUUGUUUAUGGUGCGUGCUGACAAAGCCGAUCAUGAGGGUGCAUUUUGCACUUUUCAAGCACGCAACUUGGCUCUCUGAGCGCGUUGAAGCUGACGCUGUAGAUGAUGAGGAAGAGGUGCUAGAUUUAUUUGAAGAUGCUGAACUGAGACCGCUGUCAAUGGCAUGUUUCUGCAGAGCAUCCCUGAGCCCUGCAUUGAAAGCCUUGGAUUCUAUCAGUGAGCUAGCUCACCUGCCUGCAGGCAUGGGUUGGGAUCCAGUUAUUCUGGCCUUUGGCCCUGUUCUUUCUUGGAACCAAGAACGGCUGAGAAUCACGCGUCGCACUUUGUGCUUGGUUGUGGGCCAAUUGUGGAGAAAGCUUGUUUACCCUUUCCAGCAGUACCCUUGGGCAUUGGAGCCUUUGGUCGAUCCAGAGGUGAGCUUGAGUGAGAAGCAAGAUUGCGUGCGGUCCUUGUUCAGUUGCAACGAUUGCCAGCUUGAUGCUUUUGCUCGCCAACUCCGUGACACUGUUCCACAGCAUGCAAUGCUGGAACCAGGCACGCUCAAAUUCUUGGAAGCCGUGCUGCAGCGUGUGGUUCCAACCAGCACAUUCAUUGAGCGGGUGUUUUCCAGGCUUUCUGAGUGGGCCGAUGUGAAGGGGCGCAGCCCGAAACUGAGCAGCAUUGAACGGCAAAGAGCUGCCUUGAGGGCCUGGCGAGGUUGCACCCUUGAAGAAAAAAAGAGAUACUCGCGCUUGGCGCAAGCUAGGAAUGUAGCAGCUUCUUUGGCCGCAUCCCAAGCAGCUGCAGCCACAGAAGGGGGCGAUGCUCUCCCUGCUGGCAGUCCUUGCGGUGUUGGUACACCUGAUGGUUUCCCACUUGCCCGCCAUGUUGUCCUUAGCAAUCAAAGCCAAAUGAACACCAUGUCUGCUCAGUUUAACAAUGACUACAACCGUCUUUUGCCUGAAAAUGCUGAUGCGUUUGCUGGUGCGCCAAGGGAGCCAUAUCCUUUAAUGCCAAACUGCCCCAAGGACGGAUGCAUGCAUACCUUGCCAGAUGCCGGCUUGGCCGUGGUGACUUCCUUGCAUGACCGCUUCUGGUUCAUCGUCAAACAUCAUGCUCCAAAGCCAAAGGCUGUAGCAAAGGAAGUGCUCCUGUUGUCUCUGCGUUCAGAAGCCGCCAAUGUUUCAAAAGAUGUUGCGGUGAUGUUUCACACCAGGAGGGCUCCUUGGGAGGCUGCUUUGCUUGUACUUCAUAGGGUCAGUUUACCCGGCUUGGCAGAGCAAGGCGUAGUCUUCAGUUUGUUGUUCAGCGAUUGUGCCGGAGGUUACUUUGGUGAGGGCAAAGCUCCUCAUCUUGAUUUGACAAGUGACAGGGCCUUAUUUGUCAGACUGGCGCAGCUUGCGUCUGACUGGUCUUUUCACUUUCUGGAAGUGGGCAAGGUUCUGUCUUUGGUUCGUUUCGAUGUGGUAGCUGUAACGGCUUUUGAAGAGAGCUCUUUUGAGACAAAGGCACAAGAAGCACUUGAAGUUUCAAACGCCCUACAAGCUCUCAGCCACUUGCUGGGCAACCACAAGAAGCGGACCGCAAAUCAACAGUCCCAGAAUGGGGCCAAAGAAAUGGGCCCCCGGUCAGCGAAGCGACUCAAAGCUUCACAUGCCCUGUCAGCGGAAAGACGAUUGCUGGGCGUCGAUUCUGAAUCCGAGCAUGGAUCCAACAACAGUGAGGCAAGUGGCUACAACACCGAUGCAGAGGACGGAACACCGUCUGGAAACUUGGCAAGGCCAGAACUGGCAGAUUACUUUGACCCAAGAAGCUUUGCCAGACAAUUUAACGAGGAAUCCAAAGCAGAGCCCCCUCCAGCUCCACAUGUUCAAGCCCCUCUCAGAAUCAAACCGGCCUGCUCUGCAGAGGUGACAAAUGCAAAAGCAACCCGCCAGCGAAGGAGUGAAGCAUGGGGCGUAUUUCAUUUGGGGCCCAUCUACAGCCAAGGUGUGCAAACAGGCUAUGGAGCUAUCUGUGGCUUACAUCGCAAUUCAGAGGACGGGCCAGGAAUCUAUUGCAGAAAAGCUUUGACAACAUCCGAGCUUUCCGAGGAAGACUGCCGGCUCCGUCUCAAACGUUGGCUUCUAGCCGGGUUGCAAGACAGUGAUUGGCCUGAGGGGCAGGGCCGCUCAAUGCACCUGUCUUUGGGCGGCCUGCGCCUGGUAGAUUUCAGCUCGGGAAAACCAGAGGCUGCUUUAGACAGUUUCCGAGCGUUGGAUCCACACCAGUUCCAAGCUGCCAUGGAGCCGGAUCCAGGCCUCAGUGACUCCAGCAGUUCUAGCAAUGGGCCUGCUAGACCGCGUGGUGUCAAGAGGAGGUACAAGACAUAUGCUGAGUACUACAAACACAUCAGCCAGAAGCAGAACCAGCACGAGCACAAGGACUUCUUAGCUGCUGUGAAGCAGUGGCUGAAGCAGCACCAUGACAACCCUGACAAGUUCAAGCUUCAGGACAAAGAGGAGUUGCUGAAAACUCAAAGAGAGCUUGUGAUUUCGAAGAAACAGGGUGGCAAGUUGACAGGGCCAAAGAAGCAGUUUGUUCUCAGCACCCAUUGGGACAGCAAGCGCCACGGCGAAUGGGACCCAACUAAGGAGGUGGACCAUUUGAUCGGUGGAGUGAUGAAGAAAGGUGUGUGGCGCACAGUGGGGCAAGAAGGUGUGUAUGACUUCGAAGCUUAUGAAGACACUGGGGUUGAGGAGCGAGUCAUUGAAGAUGAUGGGCAGCAAGCAAUUUUUGCAGACGAAGCAUUCCAAGCAAAGAAGCAAGCCGCCCCGCAGACACUGCAGCAGCAGGCCAAGGAGAGAGACGCCGCUUCAGUGAAGGCCUCAGAGAGUGACAUGACUUUUGCGGACUUGGUCCAGGUUGUGCGCUCACAGAGCAGCGCAGCUGCCAGCUCUGCUGAGGUUCCGGCUGCAGCUGGAGCAGCUGGCGCAGAAGGGAAGGACACUGACAGCGUUGAAGAAAAUUCCGCCUGGUCAAGCACCUCCUCAGAGGAGGAGGAUACAGCAGCAGGCUUGGAGUUGCUGCAAUCUUCAGGGGUUAAAGGCGCAAGCAAGGAGACGCCUGGUGAGAGCAGCGCAAAGCCAGCCAAGGCGAAGGCCAAAGCCAAAGCAAAGGAGGCGCCCAAACAGCCAAGUACCGCGUCUGCGUUGCCAAGGCAAGAAAAGAAAGGGCACGCCAGCGGCAUUGCGAAAACGCCAAAGGCAACACAGGCUUCCAGCCUUGCCCCAACCUCUGUGCCUGAGAGCAAUGGGAUGCUUUCCUUGGAUGGCCGUGCCAACCGCACUUUGAAGACUUUGGAAGCUGCCGUUUCUGAUGCAAAACAGAAACUUGCUGAAGUAAGUUUCGAUGACAAGCCGCAGAGCACCACCCAGAUGAAAGAGUUUCGUUUGGAGGCUGCCCAAAGAAUUUCCACUUGCAACACAGUAGCGAGAAAAGCAAAGGACACAGUGACCAGAGUUGGAAAGUCAAACAACCGGGAUUCCUUUGAGAAGCAGUUAGACACCUUGCAGGAUCUUGGAAACCUGGCCCAGGCUUCAGCGAAGCUUCUUUCAAACGUCAUUGCUCCUACCUUGGACCCGGAUGCUUACAUCAGUGCCCAUGACGCGGCAUUUGCGUUGCCGUCCGAACCAAUGAAGCAGUUGGCUGCCUUGUUGGGAACCGAAGCGGCGGCCAAAGAAAGCGCCCUGGAAGUGGAGCACCGCAUGCUUGCUUGCUUGCGAGCAAUUCCUGCCAGUGAGUUGGCUCUCCUCGCCCCUGGAAAGGCUGUCCCAGAGCUAGGUGGCGAAGUUCCCAGAAUGGGUGAAUGUUUAGAUUUGGCAGAUGCGAUAGCAAAAGCAUGUGACAAGGAUGGCCAAAACUUCAUGGCAAGGGAGCUGGCAGACUCUGUCAAGACGGUGCGUUGUUUGCUGGGGCAGGACCAUGUUGGAAUGCUGGUGGAGGAGGUUAAAGCCUUGACGGGCUUGGAAAAAGACAAGCUUGACGCUGCCCCGGCUUUGCAGAAUUUUUUCUUGCAACACGACACCGGAAAGGCUUUCCUUUCUGUGGCCCAAUUGCGUAUGGAGCAAGGGGACAAAGAGAGGAUUUUUGAAGAGAAGGUGGAAGUUUUGCAGAAAGCAGUGUCUCACUUGGCCGCCUGGCCUAAGCAAAGCCCUCCAGAGGCUGAGUCCGGCAUUCUUGCGGUACAGGAGCGGAUUGAGCCAGCAGUGGAAGCUUUGGACGCCGCCAAGCAAACCACGUUUUUUCAGGAGUCGAAAAAGAAGAAGCGGGACCAGAUCUCAAGUCGCUUGCUGGUUGAUCUGGAAAGGUUGGAAAGGCAGGUCAGCGAGCGGUCUGUUGACCUGGUGCGGAUCGUGUGCAAGGACAACAUGGAGACUUAUUUUUGUGAGGCCUUGGCGAAUGACUGUUUGGUCAGCCUUGCCAGCGGUGCCUUUGCCCUUCUCAACUUAGAUGAGUCCUUGCUCUCCUUCAAGGCCACAGCUUUUGUGCAGCACAAAGUCUGGGCAAAGGUGACGGCAGCCGCCGAUGAAGUUGCCAAGUUCAAAGCAGCGUCUGAGCUGGCAGCUGACGUUGCCAAGCAUGUUUUCUACAAGCACAAGGCAUUCUCCCAUCUGCCUCCUGUUCCAGCAGCGUCGCCAGAGACAUUGCAGAAGUGGUCCGAUUCGGGCGUUGCCCUGGUGCAACGCUUCGUGCCUGAAGGGGUAGCUGAGAAAUUCAAAGAUCAGUUUCUGUCACCCAUUCAACAUGACCUGGAGAGUCUAUUCUCAAAAGGUUUGGAAAGGGUGGGGCCAAUCGUGUCAAAAUGCGUCAAGGGUCUUUUAGGGGCUGGCCUCAGCAAGCAAGUGCGGGACCAAACGCUGCAGAGCAUCCCUGCCUCUCACGAAAUGAAGGCUGUUGUCGACUUGUUUCUGCAGGUGGCAGAAUUUCCGAUCCCUUCCGAAGAUCCGCUGGUGAUGUGUCAGCUGUCUGCAGUGCUGCAAAAAUUUUGGCUCUUGCUGAAUCCGCUCUUGGAGCAAGUGCGGGAAGGCCUGGCCUCCGCUAAGUUGGUCAAAGACAUGGAACAGGUUACUUUUAGCCACCCUGACACAUUGGCAUGGUUGACCAGUACUGUAGCACAGAUCACACAAAGCUUGUCCAAGGCUUGUGAGAAGGAGUUCGCAACCGCUUGGGAUGCAGCCUCGCAGCUAGAGAGCUUGCUGGCAAAGUUGCCCGACCCCAGCUGCAAAGAAGCGGAAUACAGGACAGAGGGUGCCAAGGUGACAAAGCAAGUCGCCGACCUGGUCGCGCAAAUUGGCCAGAACGAGAAGGUGAGGCUGAAGGGUGUGUCAGCUGUGAAGCAGCUGUCUGACAUCGGCCUACCAGGCAACCCAGGGCAUAAUGGCGUCAGCGCUUUGUUUCACAAGUACGAAGGCGGAGAAGCCGGUUUCACCGAAAAGGUGCUCAAGUCAGCAGCCUGCGGCUCGGUCCAUGUCGCCAUGGUGGCUGGUUUGUGUCUUCUCCGCAACGGGUCAUUGGGCUCGGCAAAUGAUGAAGGGAAGAUGAUCAGGAAGCAACUGCAGAGCGUGGCAGAAGCCCUCAAACAGAAAGUCGCCGCACUGAAGCUCUGUGAAAAGCCGGAUGCUGAGCUGUUGCACAGGGCCCAGAACGUUUUGAAUGAGGCGUCUGCACACCACAAGACCCCUGAUGCUGGCAGCGCCUCCAUUGCGAAGGAGGCAAGUCCCACUGACAAGAGCAAUGAGGCAAUGGGCGUGGACGUGGACGAGGCAAGGGCAGAGGCCGCAGGGGCCAGUGAUUGGACGCCCGCCUGCCGCGCAUUUUUGAAGACUGACAGCCUUGCCAGCUUCCUGUCACACAGCUGGCUCAAGUUUGUGAAGCAAGCAGAGGCGGUUCUUGACCUGGAGUUGGUUAAGCAGGCUUCUAGCCGUGUUGCAGACGCAGAAUCCCUUGCGUCAGGCGAAGCCCUGUAUGAAUUUGCACAAGAGAAUUUGAAAGGUUUUGCAACCAUGUUUCCAGGCAGGUUUGCAGAACAAGCUGAAGUUGCCUCUUGCGUGUCUCUGACAUGGGCAUCGGCUUGCAGUGGCUCAGAGGGCGCUUUCUAUGUCAUGGAAGCGCUUUCCAGAGCAUACAGCCUUAGCACGGAGACCUGCGGAUUCCGGCUCUCCGUGAAGCACCUUUUCUCAUGCGAGAGCAACAAGGACAAACAGCGAUGGAUUCAAGCGGUUUUAGAUUGUGGACCUUUGAUGCCAGCCCUCAGCCCUUUGAAGUCGGCUUCCGAAGGCAGUGACGGGGAAAGCGAGCUGCUUCAACUUGGAAGCUGCAUCUUCCAGGACAUCGAGACGCUGGGCGGCUGUGAAGCUCAUUGCGUUGUUCAUGGCAAACUUUGCCCGGUGCCUGGGUGUGACCUUUUGGUCAUUGGGUCCUCCUGCAAAGAUUUCAGCAAGGCCAAUCCAAAGAAGGAGACACAAAAGUUGGUGUUCCAGCAGAGCAAUUCAUUGGGAGGCUCAGCGCAGACUUACCACGGUUUUACCAGCUAUGUUGCAGCUCACUCACCUGGGCUGGUGACGUACGAAAAUGUUGAUGGGCUUGAGGAGCAAAUUGGGGCACAUGCCCAAUCCAACUUGGAUGUCUUGAUGCAAACCAUGAAAGAAUUGGGCUAUAGCGGCCAGCCUUUGCGAACAGAUGCUUCGUCCUUCGGCUUGCCUGCCAGAAGGCGCCGGCUUUAUAUUUUGUUUGUGCGCCAAGUGAACCCAAAGCUUCACACUCAAGCCAGGUCUUUGACCGAGUCUUUUGAAAUGUUCAACAACAUGGUAGCCUCCUGUCUGAGAUCCCCGCCCUGUGCCAAGGAUUUGCUGCUAAAUCCCGCCUCAGGCGAGGUUGAAGCCUUUCUGGAGGAGAGGAAAGAGAAGAGCGCCAAGGCUGCAUCGAAGAGCCCCAAGUCUUCGGGCAAUUGGGCAGACCAACACAUGAAGUUUGCAGAAGCUGAAGGGUUGCGAUGGGGACAGCCAUACCCUGAAGAACUCAAGUUGAAUCCGUGGUUUGAAACCUUGACAGCCAGGGAACAGGACGUGCUGGCUUUGUCCAGGGCUCAAGCCCCGGAUGCUGGCUUCAGAAAUGUUUCCCAAUCGCUUGGACGAGUGCACACUGCCAGCUGGUGCAAAGAUACCAAGAAGCACAUUGCCCCAACAAUGCUUCCAGGUCAGCUGCUCUUUGUCGAGCUGGUUAAGCCUCCAAGAUUGAUGUUGGGUCAAGAAGCCCUUUUGUUUCAAGGAUUUCCAGCACCUCUGUUUCUGAAGCUGGUAGAGACAGAAGGCAUCGAUGUCUACGAAUGCUCUUCUGCGGCAAGGGGCUCAGUCCGAAAGCGGUCUGGCCCAGGAAGGAAGUGGCUGACAGAAAGUUUGAUGGCUGACCUUGCAGGGAAUGCCAUGGCUCUGCCAGUGUUGCUUGCGAUUGUGCAGAGUGCUGUGGCCUCCCUGCUGUUCAGGCCGUUAGAGCCUGAGCCAGUAAACCCGCAGCAGGGUCAGAUCGAUGGUUA